Molecule: messenger RNA, 4834 nt
Organism: Mus pahari (shrew mouse)
Lineage: Eukaryota; Metazoa; Chordata; Mammalia; Rodentia; Muridae
Gene: Camk4
Product: calcium/calmodulin dependent protein kinase IV
Exons: 12
Coding region: 9-1499 (496 amino acids)
Biological process (GO): protein phosphorylation
Molecular function (GO): calmodulin binding; ATP binding; calcium/calmodulin-dependent protein kinase activity
Source: RefSeq, a predicted model, not a curated record
CAGGAAACAUGAGUUGCGCCAACAAUGACCAGGCGGCGGCCGGCGACUCGAGCUCGGGCAGCGGCGGCGUCUUCCGGAGUCCCGCGGCGAAGAUGCUCAAAGUCACGGUGCCCUCCUGUCCCUCCUCGCCCUGCUCCUCGGUCAGCGCCAGUACUGAGAGCCUCGUCCCGGAUUACUGGAUCGACGGCUCUAACCGGGAUCCUCUGGGCGAUUUCUUCGAGGUGGAGUCAGAGCUGGGACGGGGUGCUACAUCCAUUGUGUACAGAUGCAAACAGAAGGGGACCCAGAAGCCCUAUGCUCUCAAAGUGUUAAAGAAAACAGUGGACAAGAAGAUUGUGAGAACCGAAAUAGGAGUUCUCCUGCGUCUUUCACACCCGAACAUCAUAAAACUCAAGGAAAUAUUCGAAACCCCCACAGAAAUCAGCCUGGUCCUUGAGCUGGUCACGGGAGGAGAACUGUUUGACAGGAUUGUGGAGAAGGGAUACUACAGUGAGCGCGACGCGGCUGAUGCGGUGAAGCAGAUCCUGGAGGCUGUUGCUUACCUGCAUGAAAAUGGGAUUGUCCAUCGGGAUCUCAAACCAGAGAAUCUUCUUUAUGCAACUCCAGCCCCAGAUGCACCACUCAAAAUUGCUGAUUUUGGACUUUCAAAAAUUGUGGAACAUCAAGUGCUCAUGAAGACAGUGUGUGGAACCCCAGGGUACUGCGCACCUGAGAUUCUCCGAGGCUGUGCCUAUGGACCUGAGGUGGACAUGUGGUCUGUAGGAAUAAUCACCUAUAUCCUACUUUGUGGAUUUGAACCAUUCUAUGAUGAGCGAGGUGAUCAGUUCAUGUUCAGGAGAAUUCUGAAUUGUGAAUAUUACUUUAUCUCCCCCUGGUGGGAUGAAGUGUCUUUAAAUGCCAAGGACUUGGUCAAAAAGCUCAUUGUUUUGGAUCCCAAGAAACGGCUGACUACAUUUCAAGCCCUCCAACACCCAUGGGUCACAGGUAAAGCGGCCAACUUUGUCCACAUGGACACUGCUCAGAAGAAACUUCAAGAAUUCAACGCUCGGCGCAAGCUUAAGGCAGCAGUGAAGGCUGUGGUGGCCUCCUCUCGGCUGGGAAGUGCCAGCAGUAGCCACACCAGCAUCCAGGAGAACCACAAGGCCAGCUCGGAUCAGCCUUCAACCCAAGAUGCCAAGGACAGCACAGAUCUUCUGGGAAAGAAAAUGCAAGAGGAGGACCAAGUGGCGGCCGAGGCUCCAGCCGAUGAGAUGGAUGAAAUGAGGAAGCUGCAGUUCGAGGAGGUGGAGAAAGAUGCAAGUGUAAAAGAGGAGGAGGCCUCCAGAAUGGUACCUCAGGCUCCAGAGGAUGAGCCGGAUACAGAUGACCCAGAAAUGAAGAGGGGUUCAGAGGAGAAGCUGAAGAGUGUGGAGGAAGAAAUGGACCCCAUCACUGAGGAGGAAGCCCCUGACGCGGGACUUGGGGUUCCACAGCAGGAUGCGAUUCAGCCAGAGUACUAAGCUGGCUUCCUUUAGGUCAGGGCCAACCCCAGCAUUUUAUGCACUCUGUCCCUCAGCAAGGUGGGGAAGCAUGAUAUGCACUAUAGUGAUUCUGUUUUGAGGUUAAAAAAACAAAAACAACAUAUAUACCAGUUGGUAACCCUAAUGUCAGUGCAUGUGUUUGCUUUAUGAAAUAAUGACGUUUUCUAUGGCAUGUAAUGGAUACCUAAUACCGAUGAGUUAUAUUUGAAAUUUCUAGCCAACAACGCAACACUUAAACAUUCUCAGCCUUUGGUGGCACAUAUUGAAGUGAAAUGGCAAAUGGACUUUGAAAGCUGAGGCAUCCUACACCCACUAGAAGUCUUCAAAGAGGGCAAUUCCUUUGAACUCAGCUAAAACCAGCUGGAGUUAAAGGACACACUCCCAUGACUUUGCAAAUACUUGCAGUGGGCAGGGCCCAGCAGGCCAUUAUAAAAGUAGGCUGAAGAUGGUCAUAAAAGAUACCCGUAGAACAUGCAAAACCAUCCAUAUACAGUGUUGAGAAGUUGAAGCAUUCUUACAAGGCUCUGAGUCCACAGCCCCCUUAAGGGUAUGCAGAGACUGUCUUAUUUUUCUUUAGUAUACUAUAUAAGAAUACCCAAAAUGUCAAUCAUAAAAUUCUGCCAGUUUUCAGUUCUUGGGAAAUUAUUUUUUAAACUGUGCCACUGCUUUCCUUUGCCUGCCUUUUAAAUAAAAUUACCCCCCCCCCGCGUGCAGAGAAUAAACCCUAGGAAACAAGAAAUUUAACUGAAAUGAGAUAGAAUUAAGCUUUAGAUGUACCAAGAUUAACUCCUUUUCAUUUCUCACAAAAUUUUGCAUUUGUGAGCUUAUGUGAUAUUUUUCAUAUCAGAACUUUUUAUGAAUACACUCUGAAAGUAGCAAGUUUCAAGUUUUGGAAAAGUCCAUUGUACAAAUCGAUGCCAAAAUGUCUGAAUCUUAUAACAAGAUAUUCAAUGGUUAGAUUACUUAGUACUGAGAUUGUUAGAGCAAGGAAAUAUUAACACAAGGAUAUUCCCCUCCACCUAUGUAUACAUACUGUUCAUAAGUUUAAAAUUCACUAUGAAAGUUAGGAGCUUUUCCAGUGGAAGGGUUUACACAUUUUAUAAUGUUGAAAUAUGUUGACUAUACGCCAAGAAAUUUAGCAUAGCGUGAACUUUUUUUUGCCUUAAAAAUAAGCAAAACCAAAAAUAAAAUAAAAAACACAUCUUGAAGUAGACCUCGGAGAAGGCACAGCAUUAGACCUUAGUUAGCAUGAUUUUCUUCUUAGAAUAAUUGCGCGGGGGGGGGGGGUGGUUUCACCAAAAUAUACUAAAUCCAAUACCUCAAAUUUUGUGUUUGAGUGAAAACGAGCACUUUAUCAAGAUAGCUGUUUAAUAUUUUGUGUGGAUUUUCUUGACUUAAAAAAAAAAAGUAUUACUUUUAAAGUCCAAAAUGGGGGCAAGAAGAAUGAAUAGCACAGAAUUUUUUUCAUCAAACUAAUAAUUUGUUCUGACUCACUCACUCAGUCACACUGGGAACUGACAUUAGAUCUGGGGUUUCUCCAGGCUGUAUCAGCACUUGAGCAUGUCAAGCACAAACCUCUGAUAGCUCUGGGGACACUGCAGCGCUUUGAGCAUUUUGUGACUGGGUCCUGACAGGCAGCUUACUGGGAGGGCACUAUCUGACAGGGGUGACUCUUUCCCUGUUGACUUUCAUUCACAGUGUUUAUGCUCCUCCUGCUGCUUUAAUUCUUCCCUCUUGGAACUCUCAUUCUGAGGGUCAUAAAGGGCUCCCUAGUUUUAACCUUUAAGAACGCUUUGUUAUGAUUUCCAUUUAGGAAGAGCAAUUCCCUGGUGUGAUUUUCCUCAUGAAACUUACCAUAUGUAUGGUGAGUGUCCCAUAUUUGGAAAGAGUGGAGACUUGGAGGUCUUGUUAGAAGGUGGCAGUUAAAUAUCAGAACAUAUCAUUGCUCAAACCCAGCCCAGCAUAGGUUGAAUGCCUCGAAUGAUCCCGUAGGCUAUAGGAAGAGCAUUAUAAAUGCCAAGGCCUCUCAAAUCUCCGAAUCAGUAGCUUAAAUGAUUGUAUCUCAUCCCUUCUUGAUGGUACUUGAGUUCUAGCACAAUUCUCUCUCUCUCUUUUAUAACCUAUACAUUUCACUAGCUAAACAUCAAGAGCAGGUUUCAUUUGUAACUGGUAUACUAAAGAUUAAGUCCUGCUAAUGCUUACAAAGGACUAAGUCCUUUCACCCAAAUCAUUGAGAGAUUACAUCUAAGAAUAAUUAUUUUAUCCUCUUAAAAGAACAAUCAACAUUUAUAUUGCUUGUUAAAAUUAUAUUAUCUAUUUCAAAGAUUACUUAAACUGAAGGAAGACAGUCUUAAUUUGAAAGAACACAUUCCAAUAUUACUCUUAAUUGUUAAUUGUCUUUGUUAGGAUUUUACUCUUGUGAAGAGAGACCAUGACCAAAGCAACUCUCAUCAUGGUAAACACUUAUCUGGGGGGUGGCUUACAGUUUCAGAGGUUCAGUCCAUUAUAAUCAUGGCAGGAAGCAGGGCAGCAUCUAGGCCAAUAUAGUGCUGGAGAAGGGGCUGAGAGUUCUACAUCUUAAUCCAAAGGUAGCAACAGGAGACUCUGGAUCACACUGACCAGAUUUAAGCAUAUAUAUGAGACAUCAAAGCCCUGCCUCCACAUUGACUACCUUCCCCUAACAAGGCUACACCUCCUCCAAUAAGGCCACACCCCCCUAAUAGUGCCACUUCCCAUGGGACAAGCAUAUUCAAACCACCACAGUAAUACAGUCACAAAGCAGAACAAAAUUUUAAAUUUCAGCAAAUAAAAUUUGCAGUACAAGGUGGUGGGAGGCAGAGGCAGGUGGAUCUCUGAGUCCCAAGGACAGUCUGCUCUAUGGAGGGAGUCCCGAGACAUCCAGGGCUACAAAGAGAGACCCUGCAUCACCAAAAAGCCAAAGCCAAAAAAGUUACAUCCAUUAUUGGUUUUUAUUUCAAGACCAGGCACAUAGCUUAACGGGGUUCUUUCACCAUAGAGGACAGUCUGCAUUUUUUCCCCCUAUCUAGAAAGUCCACCUGUGCUUACAGUGGUUUCUCAGACGGUUAGCCCUCUUGCCACAACAGUGCAUAAGUAAGAGAGAGAUUAGACUGGAAUGGUUACAAAGUUAUCCUCUGAAAUAAGUGUUUAUAUUAAAAAGUUUAAUAAGGUAUACAUGUAAAAACAAUUAUCAGACAAGAUUUUAUUAUGACAUGCAGGCCGGCCUUGAAUUCACUUUGUAGUCCAGACUGACCUCAAACUCACACAGUGAUCUUCCUGCCUCAGCUUUCCCCAGA